Messenger RNA from Galeopterus variegatus (Sunda flying lemur), 2042 nucleotides. It is a transcript of the gene HOXD13, whose product is annotated as homeobox D13. NCBI's taxonomy places the organism in Eukaryota, Metazoa, Chordata, Mammalia, Dermoptera, Cynocephalidae. The record is from RefSeq and is a predicted model, not a curated record. Bases 1 to 837 code for a protein of 278 amino acids. Gene Ontology annotation, biological process: regulation of transcription by RNA polymerase II. Gene Ontology annotation, molecular function: DNA-binding transcription factor activity, RNA polymerase II-specific; RNA polymerase II cis-regulatory region sequence-specific DNA binding. The transcript is spliced from 3 exons.
AUGGCUGACGCAGCGGCUUCUGGCUUUGCGUACCCGGGGACUUCCGAGCGCACCGGCUCUGCUUCGUCGUCGUCAUCUUCAGCUGUGGUCGCUGCGCGCCCGGAGGCACCCCCAGCCAAAGAGUGCCCGGCGCCUGCGCCCGCCGCGGCCGCUGCAGCGCCCCCGGGCGCCCCAGCGCUGGGCUACGGCUACCACUUCGGCAACGGCUACUAUAGCUGCCGUAUGUCGCAUGGCGUGGGCUUACAGCAGAAUGCUCUCAAGUCGUCGCCGCACGCCUCGCUGGGAGGUUUCCCGGUGGAGAAGUACAUGGACGUGUCGGGCCUGGCGAGCAGCAGCGUACCGGCCAACGAGGUGCCCGCGCGAGCCAAGGAGGUGUCUUUCUACCAAGGCUACACGAGCCCCUACCAGCACGUGCCCGGUUAUAUCGAUAUGGUGUCCACCUUCGGCUCCGGGGAGCCUCGGCACGAGGCGUACAUUUCAAUGGAGGGCUACCAGUCCUGGACGCUGGCCAACGGGUGGAACAGCCAGGUGUACUGUGCCAAGGACCAGCCACAGGGCUCCCACUUUUGGAAAUCGUCCUUUCCAGGGGAUGUGGCUCUAAAUCAGCCAGACAUGUGUGUCUACCGACGGGGGAGGAAGAAGAGGGUGCCCUACACCAAACUGCAACUCAAAGAACUGGAGAAUGAGUAUGCCAUUAACAAGUUCAUUAACAAGGACAAGCGGCGGCGGAUCUCGGCGGCCACGAACCUAUCAGAGAGACAAGUGACCAUUUGGUUUCAGAACCGAAGAGUGAAAGACAAGAAAAUUGUCUCCAAGCUCAAAGAUACUGUCUCCUGAUGUGGGCCAGAUUGUCUACAGACAGUUUAAACGCCUUCAGUUGUCUCCAAACGACCUUUGGAAAGACUUGAAUAUGUAUUUAAUUCCCCCCAUCCUCUGCCAAUGAUGGCAAAUUUUGUGAAUUGUUUUUCUCUUUUCCCGUAAUCUGGCUCUGAAACUCUUGCUCUCCAACCUGACUUUGUAGUUCUGUUUCUUACUUGUUUAUUAUUCGUUUUGUUCUUGUCUAGCUUUUUUUUUUUUUUUUAAUGAUGUUUUAAAUGUUCUGUUUCUCCCUCCAGGCCAGUAUAAAGGACUUGACAUAUUUUUUAAUAAUCCCUCCAAAUGAAUUUCAGAAGUGCCAUUCUGAUUUACUGUUUUUUUAAAAAAUCACUUUAUAUGUCUGUUUCCAGUACUGAUUAUCUUGAUUAAUUAGGGCAGAAUGAGUUGCAGUCAUUCAUAUCCUGUGAUUGGGUAAUUGAAUCAUUAGCUCUCCGCAGUUGCCCUGAGGCAAGUGGAAACAGCUCUAGGCAGGCAGUGCUCUAGGGUCACCAGGAAAGUCUGAAAACAAGAGUCUGAAAGUACUGCGAUGGCUUUAAAAGCAACUACCUUAUUAAAUAGGGUUUAUAUCAAUAUUUGAAUGAAGACAAUCUUUCCAGCUUUGGGUCUUUCACUUGCUGUUUCGUUGUAUGUUUUUAACACACUUUGUAGAUUUGUGCUUUUAUAAUCUUUAAUUUGAAAAUAAUGUGUCCACAUAGAUGCCUUCAUUUCUUGAGCUCUAGAUGCAGAUAUUUAAUGGCUGCAAUUGGCAGAGUGACCCGUGGAUGGUAUAAAUGUACCUCCUUUCCUUCGCCUCAGGUCUGUGAGAUUGGGAUUGAGUCCAUAUCCUCAAUACUCAGAAAGAGGCUGAAUCAAUGUGGCCGUGGGUGGGAACUUUCAUCUAGAACCCAAUGAAAACCUUGACCAUCAGAAAAAAUGCAUUGGGCCUCUCUUGGAGCUUUAAAAUAUCUAACAAACACGAAAAUUGUGGAGCUCUAACGUCCAGGAAGAAAAAAAUAUAUUUCUUAAAGUGAUGAUAAAUUACUUUUAAAGUGCUGCAUAUUUAUACAACUGAGAGAUUAUUUUUGUAGAUGCAAUGUCUGUGAGCUGGGAUAUGUGGGCAGUGCUUCAGGCAUUUAAAAAUCACUUUUUACUCCAAGGGAGAUGCAAAUAAACAGAACACUUGUUUC